AUGGGAAAUGGUGUAAACACGAAGGUCAAGGAUGGUGCAGAGGAUAAACCAAAUGGAGGUGGUCAUGCAUUUUCAUCAGCUUCUUUGGAUUUUGAAAUCAAUAAGAGGAGGAGACAAAUUGUCUAUAGGGAAAUUUUCCAAAACAAUCAGGACUUGCAGAUUCGAAGCAAAAGUUUGGAGGAGGCCAAGAAAAAGAUAUUGAGCUACACCCCUGGUGCUUGGAUUGAGAGUGUUGGUGCCAUGAAGUUGAUGGACUAUGAUGUGCCAAAGACGACUUGUCUUCUAUUGGUUGGUCCAACAGGAUCUGGAAAGAGUAGCCUUGUUAAUAAGAUAUCAAAAGUGUUUGACAGGUUUGCAUCUCAAAGAGCCCAAGUGUCAUAUAAUUCAUCUGUCAGCAAUGGAACUCUUUUCCUCCAGGAGUAUAUGAUACCAAGAGGUUCAACUUCCUUUUGCCUCUAUGAUACCCGUAGUUUGUCUGAUGAUCCACCUGAAAACAUCAGAACACUGGAGGAUUGGAUGAGACGGGGUGUUUGUCAUGGGAAGCUUGUUUACAGGUCUGGAUUUUUAAACAGCCUGCAGACCAUAAAGAAGUUCAGAGCCCUUGAGUAUGGUCAUGUGUCCAGUGAGAUCAGGAAGGUUAAUUUUGUCAUAUUUGUUGUUGAUGCUGUUUCAGUUCUGAAAUCGAUUGAAAGCAAUGAAGAUGCAGUGACACGAUAUAGCAAAAUGAUUGCGACAGCUUUCAACUCCCAACACCUGGCUUUUAAAGAUGAUAAACCGCUUGUUGUUGUCACACAAGGUGAUCUACUUUCACAAGUUCAGCGUUCUCGUGUUCGUGUCCAUUUGGGAGAACUACUGGGAAUUCCACCUGUAACACAAAUUUUUGAUAUCCCAGAAAGCAAUGAUCCAGUUACUGAUCUGACAAUAGUUGACAUGUUAUGCUAUGCUCUUGAACACGCUGACAAAAAUUUUCCCCAUAAAAGAAAGGUCCAAGCUGCGUCUGUAUUACUAUGUAUGCUCCUGUCGGUGGCAGUCCUCGGAUUGCUAAUCCAGGAUGGCCGAUGA
Fragaria vesca subsp. vesca is the source of this 1062-nucleotide messenger RNA. RefSeq lists its product as uncharacterized. The record is from RefSeq and is a predicted model, not a curated record. The coding region runs from base 1 to 1062 and encodes 353 amino acids. The transcript has 8 exons. Lineage: Eukaryota; Viridiplantae; Streptophyta; Magnoliopsida; Rosales; Rosaceae. Gene Ontology annotation, molecular function: GTP binding.